This is a messenger RNA of Anopheles darlingi, 2150 nucleotides long. It is a transcript of the gene Spf45, whose product is annotated as splicing factor 45. Gene Ontology annotation, molecular function: RNA binding. Gene Ontology annotation, cellular component: precatalytic spliceosome. The record is from RefSeq and is a predicted model, not a curated record. Bases 166 to 1488 code for a protein of 440 amino acids. The transcript is spliced from 5 exons. Gene Ontology annotation, biological process: mRNA cis splicing, via spliceosome; alternative mRNA splicing, via spliceosome. Lineage: Eukaryota; Metazoa; Arthropoda; Insecta; Diptera; Culicidae.
CUUUGAGGUUAGGUCGCUGGGAAAAGGAAAAUUUUUAAUAUUUUCCAACAUUUUUCGUGAAUUUCGGAAUAAAUUUGCGCGAUUUCAGAGCAAAUUAGAGUCAUCUGCAAUUCCCGCCUUUGUUCCCGUUGGAAAAGGUGAAAAUCGGCAGAAAAGCGGCUGAAAAUGGCUCUUUACGACGAUCUGGAUAGUAAACAUGGUCCGGAUAAGGUGGCCGGUUGGUCGUCAGGUAUCAAACUGCUCCAAACGCAGCUGCAAGUGAAGAAAAAUCAGCCGGUCAUCACACCGAAGGCGAUCCUGCGAAAACCACUUGGGAAUAAGAUACUGCCACCGGUCGUGCUGAAGGCACGAAAAGAAACAUCCGCCGAACCGACGGCCGGCCAGGUAACAGUGGAAACGACCGCGAUUGUUAAGGCGAAACCGAUUGUGGUGACUACGGCCAUCCCAGCCCCGAGCCCGAUCACGACAGCCGCAUCGGAAGAUUACAGCUGGGACGUGGUCGACGAAUACGAUCCGAUGUGGCCCAAUGAGUACGACAAGCUGGUGAAAGACCGGAAAAAGGAAGCCCCGAUCAAACCGCUGCAAAACAAUUUCGGACGGAAUCGACGGGAGUACAAACGGGGCGGUGGGUUCGGCGGUCGAAUGAACAACAAUAACAGUAACAGCGGUGCUGGUGCCAUGCCGAGCCACCCCAAUCCGGCAGCCGGAGUUGGUGCCGAGGAUGAGGGCCCGACCGCAAAGAAGUACAGCGGUUUCGCCGGCCGACCAUCAUCGGACGAUGAAGAAGAAUUCCGUCCUGGACAGUCUCGCCCUUCAACGGGGGCCGCUAUUGCACCGCCACCGUCGUUGCAAGAAUCCAGUGGUGCUCCGUUGCCUGAAGGUGGAUCCAAAGUACCGCAGUUGGCUGCUUACGGUGGCAGCUCGGUUGCUGCUAAAAUUAUGGCCAAAUAUGGAUUUAAGGAUGGCCAAGGAUUAGGCAAACAGGAGCAGGGGAUGGCAGUUGCGCUACAAGUGGAGAAAACGUCCAAACGCGGAGGAAGAAUCGUCCACGAAAAGGAUAUUCCUGCGGGAGGAAGUAGUGGUACUGGAGGGAAUACUGCAACGCCGGCUGGCGGAGGUGAGCCUGCUACUGGGUCUCCACAGAGAACCGGCUCCGCCACAGAACCAUCAAUCACCGAAAUAAUGAAAUCACCCAGUAAAGUGGUGCUUUUGAGGAACAUGGUCGGGCCGGGUGAUGUGGAUGAUGAGCUGGAACCGGAGGUAAAGGACGAAUGUAACACAAAGUACGGAGACGUUGUGACGGUGGUGAUACACGAGGUUCCGAAUGUGGUCCCCGAAGAAUCGGUUCGCAUCUUUGUCGAAUUCAAGCGGAUAGAGAGCGCGAUCAAGGCGGUAGUUGAUUUGAAUGGACGUUUCUUCGGUGGCCGACAAGUGCGUGCCGGGUUCUAUAAUCAGGAACGUUUUGAAAACAUGGAUCUUGGUGGUUAAACAACGCUGCGGUCCGUUGAAACUUCUUAUAGAAGUUUCUUCUGCAAAGUACCAACCUUCUAUUAUUUCUCACGCGGGAAUCCCUACGAUUUCAUUUGCUACGUGGAAUUUUGCGGUAUGUAAUAAAAUAAGCUGUUUCCAUCCCAAGGACGCAAAUGUGCUGCUGCAAAAGCAUGAAGCAAGUUUCACGAUUGUAUUUUAUCAGAAUGCUUAACAAAAGCCAACGGAAUGAUAGUAGGGUACAACAAAGUGCUUCAGGUCCAGGUUACGUAUGAUUGAGAAAGAUGAGCAAACACGUAAUUGAGGUAAGAGUGUGCGCGAGCGACAUAACGCCUAGUAAUCCUCCCGAAAGAGCUUCAUAUCAUCCGCCGCUGGAAUGUUUAAUGACUAGAGAUCGAUGUUAAUUGCCGCGUUUAAGCAAAGCUAAGGGACAUUCGAUGGCACGGGUAGCGGAAGAAGCUGCUGAUACAAAUACCAUGAUCAGAGAUCACUGCUGAUGGACGACACUUCCGGAUGGUCCAUCAAACUCAUCUAUCGCAUCGUUUAUACUGGUUUCGGAUUCGGUAUCUUGUGGAUGGAUCACCAGCGUUGUGACACCGCUCGUGACCAGUUUGAUCGGCGGUGGUGGAGGUGUGUUACAGCUUUCGAAGAUCGUCUCACCG